AUGGACGGGAAAUUGAUCGACCCUCGCCCGGCCCCGACCCCGCGGACAUUCCGGUCAAGGCGAAACAUCGUAGGACGAUCGAUCAUUGCGGUGGUGGUUGGCCUGGCGUAUCUAUGGUUUGUGGUUCUCGAGUCUUCUGCUGAGCCCUCGGUGGUUGUACUAGAGUCCAGUUUUAGCUGGGAGAGCGCCCCUCCUUCGGAAUCACUAGAGUAUCAUGACUGCGGAGAUGGUUUCCAGUGUGCUCGGUUGGAGGUCCCGAUGGACUAUAAUCGCUCUGAUCUCAACAACCGGAAAUUCACGUUAGCUGUGGUUCGCAUUCCAGCGAAAGUGCCAGUUGGAGACCCUCGCUAUGGAGGUGCUGUUCUGAUUAACCCAGGUGGUCCGGGUGGCCCUGGAACCUUGCAGGCAUUUUUGACUGGUCGCAAUCUACAGACGAUUGUCGAUGCGGAGAGUGAUCCUGUUUUCCCGGCGCCUGAAAGCGGCGAGAAGUAUUUCGACAUUAUUGGGUUUGACCCUCGAGGCGUAGGGUCCACGACGCCGGCAUUGACAUGCUUCCCGGAUCCCACAUCCCAGCGCAACUGGGAAUUGCAAGUCUCGGCGGAAGGCAUGCUUGGAAGUGGCCCGCAAUCACUGGCUAGAAACUGGCAGCGUACUCAGGCUCUGAAUUCGGGAUGUUCUUUCUGGGAAAUGGCAGAUCUAGCUCAUCAGAAUGAGUCCAUGAUGGAGUAUGUGAGUACUCCCUUGGUCGCGAGAGACAUGAUCACUAUCAUUGAGCGCCAUGGUGAAUGGCGUGAGAAAGAGGGUCUCAAGGCACAGGUUUCCUUUGAUCAGACUCACGGCCCUGAUGAAUCGCGUGCAAUCUUGCGACGCACUCAGUGGCGUAUCGAUCAGGAGCCGCUCUUGUAUUGGGGUCGCUCUUAUGGGACUCUUCUUGGCACAACCUUUGCAGCCCUCUUCCCCGAUCGGGUCCAACGCGCUGUCCUCGACGGUGUCGUCAACAUGGACAAGUACUACGAAAACCGCGGCCCAAGUGUACUUGUUGAUGCCGAUGCCAUCUUCAAUCAAUUUGGUCAGUACUGCAAUGCCGCCGGUUCAAAUAACUGUCCUUUUUUCGUGGAAGGAGGAGCACAAGCCAUCAUGGAUGCAUACUGGACACUCGAGGACCAGCUUCUUAAUAUGUCGAUCCCCGUGAUGGCAUCGGCGACUCGGGGACCCGAGGUUGUGACCUGGACAGACUUGAAGACCCUUCUUCGCGUCGCUGUUUAUCAACCCUUACUUGCGUUCCCAGUGCUGUCAUAUCACAUGGGCGAGCUGAUGAAGGGGAACCCGGUCACUUUGGCGGAUUUCAAGCAUCGCAGUCACUUUUCCGCGUGUCCGACGAGUGAAUGCAGUAUUGCUGGCCCUUGGUCACCGGAAUGUUCGCGGGGCCAGGAUAAUAGUCUCUAUGCGAGCGCUGCUAUACUUUGCACUGACGCAGAGUAUAUGACUCGUUGGAGUAUAGAAGAGUUUGAAGCUGAGUGGAAUCAUCUUAGAGCCGAUAGUGCCACACUGGGAGAUUAUUGGGCUCAGCUUGAGCUGAGUUGUGUCGGUUGGAAGGCUAAGGCCAAAUACAAAUUCACAGGUAAGAGUCUAGAGUCUAGGUCCGUGGGCGGUGUUACCUCUCAUCCGAUGUUGUUUGUGGCGAAUACACUUGACCCUGUAACAUCGCUGAACAGCGCACAGCACAUGUCGCAACAAUUCCCCGGGUCCCGAUUACUCCAACAAGAUUCUGAAGGGACUAAUGUGGAUGAAACUCAGCACACCACUGUUGCGGCCCCUUCAGUCUGUGUUGCCAAGUCAAUCCGCACCUAUUUCCAAAAUGGCGAUCUGCCUGCGCCCGGAACGCUCUGCGAAGCGGACUUGAAGCCGCUCGUCGGCGCACCUCAAAAAGCUGCCGCCCUUUGUCAAGACAUGAAUGACGCUGAUAAAAAACUAUUCAACGCGCUUUUGGCCGACGUCCAUCUGGGCCACUGGCCCGGACUGCCCUUAUAG
Molecule: messenger RNA, 2031 nt
Organism: Penicillium maclennaniae
Lineage: Eukaryota; Fungi; Ascomycota; Eurotiomycetes; Eurotiales; Aspergillaceae
Product: alpha/beta hydrolase
Exons: 5
Coding region: 1-2031 (676 amino acids)
Source: RefSeq, a predicted model, not a curated record